This is a messenger RNA of Paralichthys olivaceus (Japanese flounder), 2477 nucleotides long. NCBI's taxonomy places the organism in Eukaryota, Metazoa, Chordata, Actinopteri, Pleuronectiformes, Paralichthyidae. The record is from RefSeq and is a predicted model, not a curated record.
UGGUCAGGUGUGGCCGGUGACAGCGUUUGAUUCCCAGAGGAGUCAGCGACACGGCCCCCCAGCCCCUCCUCUCUCAGGUCAGAUCUCUGAAGCGACAGAGGGGGGAGUGGAAGACGGCUUCAGGGAGGAGGACGACAAAGGCAGACCUCGACGAUACUUCAGGUGUUGACCCGAGUGAGGUGAGGAGGAUAAGCUCCGCCCCUCACCAUGACAGACUUAGAGAGCGAGUGUUUGAGUCUUGGUCUGCCCCCUGACUGCAGCUCCCCUCCCCCACCCCUGGACCCCUCACUGCAAACAGAUUGCGACCCCGGGGCCGGCGACUCUGCCCCAACGCCAUCUCUGGCUCUCCUCUCCUCCGACUGCCCGACGCCCACACUCAACUCACUGGCGGCGGAAAUCGCAGAGCCUCUAGUGAUGCUGCCGUGUGUGAAGAGCGAGCCGGAGGACGGAGACCUGGAGCCCAUCAGGACCGUGGACCUGUCGGAGAUCCAGUCGCUGUCCACCGCAGAACUGGGCCAGGACCAGAUCAAGAUGGAGAUCAGCGGCCUCGACUACAUCAAGUCCGAGCAUCACGGUCUCCACGGCAACCACCAACUGGGCCCGUUUCACCACAGCGACGUCACAGAGCUGGACUACAAGUCGCACUAUGAGCCCAGCUCUGUGUUUGACUACAUCUCCCAGGUGACGGACACUCUGGAGUACAUUAAGUCGGACCACCAUGUGGACCUGCAGUGUUACUACACCACAGAGCUGAGCUCCCUGAAAUCGGAGUACCCAGAAUCCAACGCCAUGUCCACCUACCUGCAGCACAACGGCCUGGAGUCCAUCCACAUGGCUGAGCUCCGCACCGAGCUCAACAAGCUCCGCCCUGACACCCUGCUCAUGGACGGCAUUGGCAAACUGGACCCUGAGUUUGGAGGUGGGGCGCUGUACGAGCUACAGCCGACAGAGGACGGGAAGGCGUCUGCAGAGGCGACGGGGACCGGGCAGACGGGAGGGAAACUGGUCAUCACAACCAAAUCCCAGAGUCCAACGGUGCGAAAACCUCGUAACAUGCAGGGGGAGAAGCCUUUCUCCUGCACACAAUGUGGGAAGAACUUCAGCACGCUAGGAAACCUGAAAACCCACCAACGCAUCCACACCGGGGAGCGCCCGUACACUUGCUCGCAGUGCGGCAAGAGCUUCGGCCAGGCGGGAAACCUCAAGCGACACCAGCUAAUCCACACGGGCCAGAAGCCGUACGUAUGCGCUCACUGCCCCAAAGGCUUCACCAAGGCUGACGACCUGCGGUCACACCAGCGGCUGCACACUGGCGAACGCCCGUUCAUCUGCGUCACCUGCGGGAAGAGCUUUGGCCAGUCGAAGGAGCUGAAGGCUCACCAGCUGAGCCACACGGGCGAGAGGCCGUACUGCUGCCAACACUGCGGCAAGAGCUUCACCAAGGAGACUAGCUACCGCAACCACGUGCAGAUCCACACAGGCGAGAAGCCCUUCACCUGCUCACAGUGCGGAAAGACUUUCAGCAACUCCGGCGUGUUAAAAACCCACGAGAAGAUCCACACGGGAGAGCGGCCGUUCGGCUGCACGCAGUGCGGCAAGAGCUUCGGUCGCCUCGGCCACCUGAAGGCACACCAGCAGAUCCACACGGGCGAGCGGCCGUACGCCUGCCCUCAGUGUGGGAAGACUUUCAGCCAGUCGGGUCAUCUCAAAGCACACGAGCAGAUCCACAAACGAGAACAAGCGGACACGGCCAGCAGCAGCAGCAGCAGCAGCAGCAGCAGCAGCAGCAGCACCGUGGGCAGUGACAGUAGCUAAGAGAAUGUCCGUACCCUUUAACCUCGCGGAAAACAAAGUAUUAUUCCUUUUUUUUAUAAAUACUAUCUAUACAUUUUUUUCCUUAUGAAUUUUUCUUACAUUUUAAUACCUUUUGUGCUCUUUAUAUAUGUGGCAGGGUGGACCGACUGAUUUGCUCUUAUGCAAGUGUCCGUGUGUGUCCGUGUGUGCGUGCGUGCGUGUGUGUGUGUGCGCGUGUUAUGUACUGUGUCUGUGGGCGACUGAGUAACUGAGGGGUUUGUAGAUAAUCUGUAAACUGGUCAGAGUGAUCUCUGUCUCUCUCUUUCUCAGUACUUAUUUUUCAAGUACUUCACUGAAACAGAAGCACAAACACGUCUGAGGUUCAGAAACUUCCUUUUAUGAAACUGAGCGAAACCUCGUUCACUGUGAAUGAUCCAGAGUUUCACAAAGUGUUACUUGUUCACACCUGCUGUUGUCUCAUCUGACGUUUCGUCUACACGGUUACAUAUAGUUUAAAACUCAUCACUGUUGCUAUGGUUACAUCUGGAGUUCUCCAGCCUCUGAAUCAGAGACUCGUGUGAACUGAUCUCGUUUUAUUUUGAAAACUCUGGUUUUGUGUUUUAGUCUGAACACAAACUGAGACUUUAGUAAACGUUGAUGCCUCUCUCUUCUGAUUGGUUCUC